AUGAAUCCAAAUUAUUUCGUCACUUGUCCUCUUUUUCCUUUGUUUCCUCGCGAUCAAGGAUAUAGCCAAGGAUUCCAGUUACCUGCACGUAUGAGACCAAAGGAUUGUGUAAAUUUAGAAAAAUUAACACAAAUUUUUAGAGAAUCUUUAUUAUAUGAAGAGAAGUUAGAAAAUGACCAAAAUCCAGCUGUAAUAUCAGUUUUAAGUCCAUAUUCCAAAUUCUUCCAUGUAAUGGUUCUCGAUUUAAGUUCAAAAUUAUAUCUUCCUGCUCCUGAAUGGUUUUCUCCUGAAUAUUUUCAUAAGAUAUGUAAUCUUUGCAAUAAGUGCAUUAUUCAUAUGCGAAAAACACAAACCAAAUGUCUUUGUGCAGGCUAUAAUUGGUCUCCUUAUAGUUAUGGCACUGAAGAAGAGAAAACAGGUGCUCAAUCGGUCACAACAAAGUUUCAUUUCUCUAUUUGGUCAUGGGAUGACUUGAUGCCUUAUGAUGGAAGAAAAAUUUCCGAAGCAACAAAAAGAGCUUUAGGAGAAAACAACUAUGGACUUGCUUUCUCUAAGAUGAUUUGGAAUGAGAUCAAAAAUGUUGUAGUUUCCAGCAAUUUAUUUGGAAAUCCAGAAUUUUCUUCCAGAUCUUUAUAUACUCCAUUUAAUAACACAAAUAUAUCAGAUAUAUUGCAGAAUAGUAAGAUAAUUUAUGACAUUGCAGGCAUAAUUUCUUCAACAUUGAACAGAAUUUCAAAAAUUAUUUCUGGAAAUUUGGUUGAUGAUUAUAAAAAGCUACUAAAAAAGACAAAAGAAAGACCGUUGACAGAUGAAGAACUUGAAUAUUUAAGAUCUCCAGUAAAACCAAAGAAAUUAGAGGAAUAUUUAUCAGAAACCCAAAACGAAUAUGAAAAAGAGUUUAUUUCUGCCUUAUAUGGAUCAAUUGUCAAUCGAUAUGAAAAUUCGAAUCCAGAAGCUGCUAAAUGGAGAAAACAUUUCGGAUAUUCUCUUGUAAUGUGCGAAAGUUCACUUGACAAGCUUUCAAGUGGACUCAGAAUAUAUUCACUGCCACAAUGUGGACCAGGUGGAGUUGUUGAAGCCUUAGGUUGCAUUCUAACUCGUCCGGAAAAUUGUAUUGCAGAUGAAAAAGAUAUGAUUGCUCAUAACAGAAUGCUAUGGGAUCUUUCUGAAUCAUUAAACUAA
Trichomonas vaginalis G3 is the source of this 1182-nucleotide messenger RNA. RefSeq lists its product as uncharacterized. NCBI's taxonomy places the organism in Eukaryota, Parabasalia, Trichomonadida, Trichomonadidae. The record is from RefSeq and is a predicted model, not a curated record. Bases 1 to 1182 code for a protein of 393 amino acids. The transcript has a single exon.